Molecule: messenger RNA, 1609 nt
Organism: Erigeron canadensis
Lineage: Eukaryota; Viridiplantae; Streptophyta; Magnoliopsida; Asterales; Asteraceae
Product: probable magnesium transporter NIPA1
Exons: 8
Coding region: 545-1396 (283 amino acids)
Biological process (GO): magnesium ion transport
Cellular component (GO): membrane
Molecular function (GO): magnesium ion transmembrane transporter activity
Source: RefSeq, a predicted model, not a curated record
UAUCUAUAGGUGUAUUAAUACGAUGUAUGUGGCCUAACUUGGAUAUCCCCUUGAACGUUUCGAAACCUUGACACCCCCAACAUGAUGGCCCGAGUAAGUUUAAAUGUGAGAACUCUUGUGGGACAUCGGGUGGCAGACGACUAGGGCACCCUGGUGGUGGUUUAUAUAUAGGUGUAUCAACAUGUUAUUAAUCAGCUAUGUAUUAGUUAUGUUGUUCUUUCUUGAUCAUAUAUCAUUGUUAAGCCAAAACCAUAGUUUAAUCUUUAGGCUAUUCGAUGUCAAUGCCAUAUACGUUCAGAAACGUUAGUAGACUAGUCGUUUUUGAGAUGACAGCAUUUGAAAAGUUUCGUGGGUUCAAUCUACACUGGCCGCUGGAGUCAAAGAAGAACCUGACUUAUCAGAAAAAUCCUUGGUGAAGGUGGAUCAGUUGGUCCAUUGGUUGUACCACCAUCUGAGUGGGACAAUGGUCAAGUGAUUGGCCCGGGGUCGGUUGAGGUUUCUUGAAUUUCAAUGUUCAGGAGGUCAUUCUUACUUGAAGCAACCUAUGUGGUGGGCCGGGAUGGUGAGCAUGAUCUUAGGCGAGAUAGCUAACUUUGCUGCGUAUGCAUUUGCUCCAGCCAUCCUUGUUACCCCCUUGGGAGCAUUAAGUAUAAUAGUCAGCGCAGUGUUAGCCCAUUAUUUUUUGGACGAAAGGUUGCAUAUUUUUGGUGUGGUUGCAUGUGUACUCUGCUUGGUGGGUUCUACCACCAUUGUGUUGCAUGCUCCACAUGAGACUCAAGUCAGUUCAGUCAAACAAGUGUGGUUCUUCGCAACUGAGCCAGGCUUUUUGGUGUAUGCGGGCAUUGUAAUGGUUAUUGUUGGUGUGCUCAUUUACCGCUAUGUGCCUCUUUAUGGGCAGACUCAUCUAAUCAUAUAUAUCGGGAUCUGCUCUUUUAUGGGCUCCUUAACGGUUAUGUGUGUGAAAGCAGUGGGAAUCGCAAUUAAGCUAUCGUUUUCUGGAAGCAAUCAGUUCAAAUACUUCCAAACAUGGUUUUUCACCCUGCUACUACUUGUUUUCUGUGUUAUGCAACUCAACUAUUUGAACAAGGCAUUAGACACCUUCAAUAUCAAUGUGGUGUCACCGGUAUACUAUGUCAUGUUUACAAGCCUCACCAUUCUGGCUAGCGUGAUCAUGUUUAAGGACUGGGAUGAUCAAAGUGCAACACAAAUAACAACUGAAGUAUGUGGUUUUGUGACAAUUCUUUGCGGGACUUUUCUUCUUCAUAAAACGAAGGAUUUGGAAACUGCAGGUGCAGGCUCACCCAAGACUCCAAAUUCACCAAACACAAACGCAGAUCCAAAUUCUCGAGAGCUAGAACUCCGACAGAUCAAAGUCAGUGAUUGUGGUAGAACAUAGUGGAGCAGAUGUAGCUGAACAGUAGAAUAUCUAGAAAAUCUGUAAAGGGGCUGUGGAAGAUACAAAUUGACUAUAAAUUUUCGUUAGGGAGACUGAAAUUCUUGACUUUAUGGGAAACUAUACUACAUUCUUUUGGAUAGUUGUGCUAAACACAAGAACUGAAAUUUUGUGACCGAAAAGAGGAGGAAAAAGAAUUCAUUCAAUUUACUUUUA